AUGCUCCAGGCAAACAAGGGCAACGUGAUCUCCAAGUUUCACAAGACAUCCCUGGAGAUCCGAAACCAUGAGUUGAGAUAUUACCUCGGCGUCUUCAACCGACUGUCCGCGAUUUCAUCAAUCCUAGCUGGAUUCGCGUCGUCGGCGCUGACGAUGAGCGUACCCGACUGGGAGGACUCCCUCCUUGUGGUGGCCUUCCUAAUCUUCACUGGUAGCGCCUUUGGGAUGAACCUGAUGGUCAUCCUGAUUGCGACCUUGUGCAAUCUUUGGGGUCCGGGGAAGGCCCUGCAGGGCGCGGACCAAGCUCAUCUGCAUCAGGCGAUCGAAGUCCUGGAGCAAGCUCAGAAGGAAGCGAUGCGUUUCUUCAUCAUGGGGCUGUUCUGCUACUUUAUGUCCACGAUCCUGGUGGUUUGGCUGCUCUUCGACAAGACUGGAGCCUUCAUCACCACGGUGAUUCUGGUCCUUUUCUGCCUGAUGCUGGUGCGGCAGAGCCUGGUCAUACGUCGGGCCUUUGUGCCGGCUCAGGGUUUCACCACUGGCCUAAUAAGGGGCAACCCGGUGCGAAGUGAUAUCUCUCGGGAUUACGAGUGA
Symbiodinium sp. CCMP2592 is the source of this 591-nucleotide messenger RNA. The record is from the annotation of a GenBank genome assembly. NCBI's taxonomy places the organism in Eukaryota, Dinophyceae, Suessiales, Symbiodiniaceae.